Messenger RNA from Capsella rubella, 1183 nucleotides. RefSeq lists its product as uncharacterized. The record is from RefSeq and is a predicted model, not a curated record. The transcript has 2 exons. NCBI's taxonomy places the organism in Eukaryota, Viridiplantae, Streptophyta, Magnoliopsida, Brassicales, Brassicaceae. Gene Ontology annotation, cellular component: plasma membrane. Bases 160 to 975 code for a protein of 271 amino acids.
AAUAUCGAUCAGGAAUGUAAAAGGCAUGAGCGGUUUGCAUAUUGCUUAAUAAUUCUUGUAAUUCAGCUGGUUCGUACAUAGAGUCAAGUUAUAUUUUAGUGAAAACUUUUGCAUAUAAUUUUUCAACCUAUAGUGUAUUAGUUAAGGGGGCUUAAUUACAUGGAUCAAAAGCGGCCAACCAUCGCCGGCGAUGAGGAGAUGGCGGCGGAGAAACCGUUAAAACCAGCACUCCAGAAACCACCGGGGUUCCGCGAUCAACAGAAUCCACCACCUGGAACAACAACAACGCCGCUUCCACGUCGCCGUCCGAGGCCUCCUAUCCAUCCGGCGUCACUCUACCCUGAUGAGAAGAAACGGCGCUGUAGUUUCUGCCGUGUUUUAUGCUGCUGCGUUUGUAUCUUCCUCGCCGUGAUUCUCCUCCUCAUCCUCGUCGCCGUCGCUGUUUUCUUCCUUUGGUACAGCCCGAAACUCCCCGUGGUCCGCCUCGCCUCUUUCAAAACCAGCAACUUCAACUUUUCCAGCGGGAAGUCCGACGACGGAUGGUCGUCUUUGACGGCGGAUGCAACAGCCGUGCUCGAUUUCAGAAACCCUAACGGAAAGCUAAGGUUUUACUACGGAGAUGCUGACGUGGCUGUGACCCUCGGCGAGAAAGACUUUGAGACUAACCUAGGGUCAACGAGAGUCAAAGGCUUCGUUGAGAAGCCAGGGAAUCGGACGGCUGUGAUUGUCCUGACGAGGGUGAGAAAACGACAGGUGGAUGAUCCGACGGCGAAGAGGCUACGGACAGAACUGAAGAGUAAGAAGCUGUUGGUGAAGGUGACGGCUAAGACUAAGGUUGGAUUGGCUGUGGGCAGUCGCAAGAUUGUUACUAUGGGAGUUAGUCUCAGAUGUGGAGGCGUUAGAUUACAGACGCUUGACUCGCAAAUGGCCAAGUGCACCAUCAAAUUGCUGAGAUGGAUCAAACUGCGGUCUUGAUGCAACGGUGUCUUUUUUGGCUGUGCCUCUCAAAUGCAUAAAACAAAUCAAAACCAUAGAGUUAUACCAGGAAUAUUUAUGGCCUUUUACAUUUAACUUGUCAAAUAUCUUAUGCAAACCAUUUUUAUUAUUGUGUAAUAUACAUCAACUUUUAUAUAUCCACUCAUGCAUGAUCAUUAUGAGUGGGUUGAGUUAUGUAUUUGACAUC